This is a messenger RNA of Varanus komodoensis (Komodo dragon), 554 nucleotides long. Its product is annotated as C-type lectin lectoxin-Thr1-like. The transcript is spliced from 5 exons. The record is from RefSeq and is a predicted model, not a curated record. Lineage: Eukaryota; Metazoa; Chordata; Lepidosauria; Squamata; Varanidae. The coding region runs from base 1 to 486 and encodes 161 amino acids. Gene Ontology annotation, molecular function: signaling receptor activity.
AUGAAGGGGAGUCUCGCCUACUGCAGCGUCGUUGGCUUCCUCGUGCUGAGCUGCUGCUUGGCAGGUGCCGGGGCCGCUUGCUGCCCCAUGGACUGGCUGCCCUACCGAGGCUACUGCUACCGGCUGUUCAACAACAAGCUGAGCUGGCCCGAAGCAGAGCUCGCCUGCCAGUUCGAAGCGUCCGGCGGCCACCUCGCCUCCAUCCACGGCGAUGCAGAGUCUUCUGAACUGGCCAAGUACAUCCUCAAGUAUCGCAGCGAUGAUGGAAACGUCUGGAUUGGAAUGCGCGACUACUCAAAGAAUGGAGUGUGGACUUGGACCGACCGAACCUCCGCUGGCUACAAGCCCUGGAACACCGGGGAGCCCAACAACCUGCAGAACGACGAGGCCUGCGUGGAGCUGUGGUCUCUCUCAGGGUACAGGCGCUGGAAUGACGAGAACUGCAAAUCGGAACGUGCCUACCUGUGCAAGUACCUACUCCAGUGAAGGCGGCUGCCACCUGGCCCCAGAGGCUCCUCCACGUGCCCGGAGGGGCCGCCCCGACACCGGACCGA